GUGCAAGCAGUUCACAUUAUAAAUAGAUGGGCCGCACACGCUGGUGCAUCUAGUGGAUUUUAAGUGGUCAGCUUGGGAGUGUCAUACCAAAAAUGGCAGUAAUACCUACUACCUACAAUGAAAAGGAUAAUACGUGGAGUGGGGCCAAGCGUAGUUCCAUCUACAACUAUGACAUAUCUGUGGGUAAAGUCAUUUUCAAUACCAUGAGAAACUGGCCAAAAAAUAUCUGCCAGCUAAAUGAUAUUGACGGCGUAUCGGUAACUAACAUACAGGGUAUUACCUGGGCCGUUCGCAUUGCACAGUAUCUGAAAAAGCGGGGCCUCAACCACAAGGAUGUCAUUGGAAUUUCCGCCAAAAAUACCACCUAUGUUAUGCCUCUUGGUGUGGCUUGUCUAAUGAAUGGAACGCCCUUUCAUUCUGUCAAUCCAAUGCUCGAUGAAGCAACUAUAAAGUAUGUUUAUGAAAUAACUAAACCCAUGCUUAUAUUCUGCGAUGGUGCUGAUUAUGAGAAGAUUAAUGCGGCAACCCGUAGCUGGCAUCCAGAAAUCUAUACACUGACCGAUCAUCUUGAGGGCGUCUCCAAAAUAGAAACCCUACUGGAUCCGACCACCACUGAAACGUUUUAUCAACCGGAAAGUCUUAUAAAUGGUGGCGAUCAAACGGUGGCUAUCUUAUGCUCUUCCGGCACCACAGGAUUACCAAAAGCCGUCUGCAUUUCGAAUAGCAUACUCAUUCAGGAAAGCAUGCUCGUCAGCAGUGAAUCGGUGAUAUACGUCUCCAGUGGUCUGGAUUGGAUAACUGGCCUCUGGGCUUUUAUCUUCAGCACAGUAUUUGGUUGCACUCGCAUAAUAACUAACCGACCCUUUGCACCCGAAUACUUUGUGCAUUUGGUGAAGAAGUACAAGAUCAACUAUGCCGUCGUGCCGCCCAGACAUCUGUCCGCACUUAUCACUUGUCCUGAGGCGACAACAGAGUCCCUAGCGGCCAUACGCAUGCUGAACUAUGGAGGUGGUCUGGUGUCCAUGGGAACACUACAGCGUGCCCAGGAGAUCUGCAAGGGAGCCAUGUUCAAUUCGGGAUACGGGUUAACAGAGGUGGGUGCCAUUACCGUUAAUAUUGGCAUCAGCAAUACCGCAUCGGCUGGCCGACUCCUGCCGGGCAUUCGGAUUCGAAUUGUUGAUGAGGAGGGCAAGAGGCUGGGACACAAUCAGGUGGGAGAGAUUUAUGUGCACACGGGACAGGCAUGGAAUGGCUACUACAGCAAUCCUGUGGAGACGCGUCGGAUGCAGGACUUUGAAGGCUGGUUCCACACGGGUGAUUUGGGUCACUUUGAUGACCAGAAUUUCCUGUACAUCGUUGAUCGCAAGAAGGAGAUCCUCAAGUACCAGGGCCUGCACUACUGGCCCACCGAAAUUGAGAUGGUCAUUACGGAAAUGCAGCAGGUGCAGGAUGUUUGUGUUGUGGGUAUUUACGAUGAGCGCGAAGGCGAUGCGGCUGGCGCUGUGGUUGUCAAGCGCGAGGGAUGCGAGAUAAGCGCCAAACAAAUCAUUGAUCACGUCGCCAAACGUUUGACCGGUCUGCAGAAGCAGCUCCACGCCGGAGUUUGCUUUGUCGACAAGUUGCCAGCCAAUGUGAAUGGCAAGACCCUAAGGAAGAAAGCUCGAGAGGUUUUUGUUUCCCAGUCUAAAUAAGACUCAACCAAUACACUUGAAUUGUACACUUCACUUUUUAGGUAAGAGUACAUGUGUUACUUAAUAAGACUAUUUGUCACAUAUAAAUAAAUUGAAAUUCAUAAACGUUUGCGAGCAA
Drosophila grimshawi is the source of this 1809-nucleotide messenger RNA. Its product is annotated as luciferin 4-monooxygenase. Gene Ontology annotation, molecular function: long-chain fatty acid-CoA ligase activity. Gene Ontology annotation, biological process: long-chain fatty acid metabolic process; fatty-acyl-CoA biosynthetic process. NCBI's taxonomy places the organism in Eukaryota, Metazoa, Arthropoda, Insecta, Diptera, Drosophilidae. The coding region runs from base 93 to 1691 and encodes 532 amino acids. The transcript has 5 exons. The record is from RefSeq and is a predicted model, not a curated record.